Mycosarcoma maydis (corn smut) is the source of this 1818-nucleotide messenger RNA. RefSeq lists its product as uncharacterized. The record is from RefSeq and is a predicted model, not a curated record. Bases 1 to 1818 code for a protein of 605 amino acids. Gene Ontology annotation, biological process: L-homoserine metabolic process. The transcript has a single exon. Lineage: Eukaryota; Fungi; Basidiomycota; Ustilaginomycetes; Ustilaginales. Gene Ontology annotation, molecular function: homoserine O-acetyltransferase activity.
AUGGCCGAACACGAUCAGCUGCUACCGGCGCCCAUCGAAAUCCCCGGUCCCACCUCGCCGCAGUCGAGCCUGCUUGCCGGACGACAGCGCUACCUCCUCUUCCCGCAGUUCACGCUCGAGUCCGGCGUGACGCUCACCAACGUCCCCAUCGCUUUCAAAACAUGGGGAACGCUUGCUCCCGAUACCAAGGACAAUGCGCUCGUCGUGUGCCAUGCGCUCACCGGCUCGGCGGAUGUCGAAGACUGGUGGGGUCCGCUGAUGGGGAUCGACAAGGUGUUUGACUAUUCACGCUUCUUUAUCGUGUGCUGCAACGUGCUCGGUAGUCCGUACGGCUCGGCGAGCAGCUGUACACAGGCAGGUGGAGAAUCGGAUUGGGCACAUGCGCUACAGCACGGUACACUGCCAGACAUGGCCAAGCAAAAAGCAGAGUGGCAAGGACAUGGCUGGUGGGGGCCUGAAUUCCCGGCUACCACGGUGCGCGAUGAUGUGCGAAUCCAAAAGCUGGUGCUCGAGUAUCUGGGAGUCGAAAGCGUCGCAGCUGUUGUUGGUGGAAGCAUGGGUGGAAUGGCGGUGCUCGAGUGGCCGUUGAUGUUCCCGACGCGUUGGCCGGGCGAGCGAUCGUCGACGCAACGCUACAUCCAAGCGUUGGUGCCGCUCGCUACGUCGGCUCGUCAUUCUGCAUGGUGUAUCUCGUGGGCUGAAGCGCAGCGCCAGUCGAUCUACUCGGAUCCUGCGUUCAAACACGGAUACUACGAACCGCACCAGCCGCCGAGAAACGGGCUGAGCGCCGCAAGAAUGGCCGCGUUGCUCACCUACCGCUCCAGGGAAAGUUUCGAGUCCAGAUUCGGCAGGAGACUCGGCACCGCGUUGAACGGCGGCGGUGCUGCACCACUACCCAACGCUCUACCGACCAAGCCAGACCAGGAGGCGGCGCAACUCGCCGAUCAGCGUCGAAGGACGAGUCUCGCACAAGAUGCAGCCGCCGCGCACAACGAAGGCAACCUUUCGCCGCGUGUCGCACCAUACGGAGCCAACUCGUCGUCGGCUAACGGCACCGCUAACGGCAGCUACUUUGCGCACUCCACGCGCACCAAUACCAGCCACAGCACUGCGUCCUUGUCGCCUGCAGCUACAUCGCAAGCUGCAACGCAAACACGCGAGCCAACCGAGCCAUGCGACCAAGCGGUCGUGCGCACUGCGCCGGUGGCUCGAUCCUCGACGUUGGCGCCAAGCACACGCACGUCGCUGAUCGAGGCAUUCAGCCCGUCGAGCGCACCACAGAUCUUCUCGGCGCAGUCGUACCUGCGCUACCAGGGCGACAAGUUCGUGCGGCGCUUCGAUGCCAACUGCUACAUCCAUCUGACGCGCAAGAUGGACUCGCACGAUGUCGCACGUUCGCGCUACGCGUGGGAUCCGACCACCACCCCGCCACGUCGCGAGGUUGGCGAGAAGCCCGAGUCCGAAGACGACCAGGAUGCAGCUCUACUCAAUGUACUUGGCUUCCUCUCGUCGUCCAUGGCUACCGCUCCCAGUGUGCUCGUCGUCUCGAUUCAGAGCGACGGCCUGUUUGCGCCGCCAGAACAAAUGCUCAUCCACCAACUCAUUCAGGGAAGUCACUUUGUCAGCAUCAACAGCUCAGACGGCCACGACGGCUUCUUGCUCGAGUUCGACCAGAUCAAUCUUCAGGUUGGCCACUUCUUGACGCGCGUCCUUUCGCACAUAUAUCAGAGACGCCCUUCACCCGAUGCGUCGCUCCCGCAGCUUGUCGCCAACAAACACUCCGUCUUUGGCGAAAUCGAAGACGUCACCAGGUGGUAG